Messenger RNA from Podarcis raffonei (Aeolian wall lizard), 4081 nucleotides. Its product is annotated as mucin-17-like. The coding region runs from base 71 to 2506 and encodes 811 amino acids. The record is from RefSeq and is a predicted model, not a curated record. The transcript has 9 exons. Lineage: Eukaryota; Metazoa; Chordata; Lepidosauria; Squamata; Lacertidae.
CUCUGAUCCUGGCUCCACCCUGCCUCCACCCCCAACACCACCGAGAUCCAGGGCAGGGUUGGGUCACACGAUGGAGACGACCCAGGAAGCCAUAAGCGCAGGCAAUUUUGUCCCCAUUGGAACAGCCCUGGUGCACAAUUCCACAGAAGCCACGAGGGCAGCACAGCCUGUAGUGGAUGCUCAGCCUACUUCUGCAGAAUCCUCACAUCGUACAGAGGUGGCUCCCCACUCAUCCUCAUCUUUCCACUUGGGGACAGCUUUGCCCCUGAGGUUGGCAGACUCUGCCACCCAUCCUGCUUCUGCCAGCAACCUCCCUACUGGGUCCACAUUGCUCACCUCGUCUGUGGGCCCGGGUGGUGUCAUGGAAGAACCAAGAGCUUCCAGAGCAGGUGGGCAUGCCAGCGCAGACGUGCCCACGUUUCAGAACUCCACAGACCCACUCAUGGCUGCGGAGACUGCCUCCAGUGGGGCUUCCACAGCCACAGAAGAACCUGGCUCUCAGAGCCCCUCGGAGCCUGGCAGUGCCUGGCCCACGAAAGGGGGCAAUCCUGAACAGCCAUCCUCACAGCCAAAGCAGCUUAAUCCCAAGGGGGCUGCAGAAGAGGGCACCUUGCCCACCAUGGUCCCCACUCCAAUGGAGGUCUCUGUCAAUUACAGAGAAAGAACAGGGGUGCCUAGUGACUCCAGGGAGGGCCCUCAUAAAGCCACAACACACCCCACCCAGCAGGCAACAAGAGAGGGGUCCCUUUGGCAAGCCACAGAGGCAGCAGAGCCCUUCACCAGCACCAGCAGCCUCCCAGGAAAGGGUGCCCCCGCUGGCUGGACUCCCAGCCCAACCAAGACCCCAGCAGGCUCUGAGGCUGCCUUGCUCACUCCAGAGGGAGAUGAUGUGAGCACAGCUCCUUCGGUGAAUCCAGAGCUUCACUCCCAAGCAGCCAAUUCCUCCAGUUUGGGCUCUGGAACGGCUGUGCCCACAAGCAAGAUAGGAGCCACUGGGACCAUGCCCGUGACCCACCGGCUGUGGACCUCUCCAGGCAGGACAAGGAGCUGGGAAUGGGGGAAGAGGCCCAGCGCCACAGCUGAAGGUGGCUCUAUCAGGGAGAUUGCCCGUUCUCCGCUUAGUCUGGAGGGUCUUGUCCGAACAACAGCCACUCCAACAGGGAGCAGUGGACACACACAGCCGCCUAUGCCAGCUCCAGGACCAAAGAGCACUGCAAGGGAGGAACCUGUCAUUGCCAGCACCCGGCUCUCGCCAGCCACACCAGAGAAGUCCACAACACAACUGGAGCCGGCCGUGCCCAGGGAAGGCCGCCCCAGAGCCCACCAGGUCUUUGUGGCAGAGAAUCAGCUGCCCCGCCUGAAAGCCACUCUCCUGCAUAUCCCUUGUGAGCUGGUCCUGGCCAUGGAGUUUUCCAGAAGCUUCUGGAACCCUGACUCACUUGAGUACCAGGGCCUGGUGCUCAGCGUCAACGAAACGGUCACACCUCUCUUCGAUUCUCUGCCGGGAUUUCAGCGACUGGAAGUGAAGGCAAUCCGGCCCGGGAGUGUGGUGGUGGCAUUUGAUGCCCUCUUCCUGGUAGCGGCUCCCGGCUUGUGGGCUGCCCUAAAUCGCUCAUCCCUCUCGGAGCGCUUGCGGCCGGGGCUCUGGGUUGGCAAUGCCCGGGUGCUGCAGAGUACGACACUGGAGCGGCACCUGGACCUCUGCUCUGUGCUCUUCGCCUGCCAAGCCGGCUACGAGUGUGUCUCCACCAGGGAAGACGGGAGUGCCGUCUGCACCUCCGCGUGCCACCGCGACUACUGCAAGAACGAGGGCAUCUGCACCCAUGCCGUCAACCACACGCCUGUCUGCCAGUGUCCCGUGGGCAGUGACUUCUGGUUCCUGGGGGUGCGCUGCGAUUACAAGGUGACCCAGCAGGGCUUGCUGGGGGUGGCCUGCGGCCUCUUGCUGAGCCUGGUGGUGGUCGGAGCUGCCAUUGCCGGCCUGGUGAUCCGCCGGGUUCGCAUGCUGCUGCUGGAGGCCAGAGCGGAUCAGACCAAGAGCAGCUACCGCCGCUUCUGCCGCCUUGACGAUGUCUCGGCCCACUACUGGUCGGAGCCUUGGCUGGCCUCAGCAGUCUCCUUGGACAACCCGGCCUUCAGCAACUCGGAAGAACUGCUGCACUUGCAGAUCCUGGACACAGCCUGCUGCAGCUGCCAGGACGACUGCAUGGGCCCUGACGGCUACUGCAAGCAGCCGCAGGAUGCCCCCUGCAUCGGGGCCGCAGGCCGGCCGAGCGCUCAUUACAACCAUUGGGAUGUGAGCUCCAACAGCAUGAACGACCCUAUGAUAGACUCCGGGAAGGCCAGUGAAGUCUCCGUCUCCAGCUGGCCCAUGGAACCUAUUCAGUGGAGCCCUUGCCCUGCUCUGCACAACCCCUCCAGGGAGCAAGUGCACAAAGCCCAGAGGCCUCACUCUUACUGCGAGGGAAUGGAGCUGGUCAACCUGGAGAGAAGCUGGACAGCCUGAAUCCUUCCAGUCAGACACAGGACGUGUCAACGUGCUCAAAACCAACCUUUUAAUUUCUACCUGACCAGCUCAGAGAUUGCGGUGGCUUUGAACCCUGCGAACAGUGCAAGCCCAUCAAGGCAGGUGGCCGAUGUCAUUUUCAAUGCGAAGGCUUGAGGAGGCUCAACCAUCAAGCUAACUAGCCUUACUGGUUUGGUGUUGGAUUUUUUAUUUUUAUUUUUACGAGUAGUUACUCUUGGGAGGAACAGCACAGCACCGGAAUCCAACACUGGGACACGUCUGAGCAGUUAGUUCCUAUUUGGACGCAGGAGCUAGUUCCUAUUUGGAGACAGGAAUCUCCUUGACAGAAAAAGCUGGACAAGUAGCUGGAUUAAAGGGCGAGGAGGAAGAGCAGUUACUGUUUCGUUUUGUGCAAGUCGCUGUAAUAGAAGUAUUAAACGCCAGAGUUUAAAAAAACAAACCAAAACCCAGCAUUUUUUCCCCACACGCUCCUCAAUUUCCAAGUGUCCUGUCAAGAUGGGAGCUGGCCCUAAAAGGAAACACACAAAUACUAAGCCCUUGUUAACCUAGCAUAAUCUAGCAAAUCUGCCUGUGCACCAAUAGCAGAGGGUCCGGGGGGAAGAGGGGAGAGACACGGACAAACAAUACAAAUCACGAAUGAGACCGUUCCAUGGUAAGCAGCCAAAAAAUGUCAUGAUUUAUUAAUAUCUGGAGAAACUUCAUAAUUAGAACACAACCCAAACUGUACAUUUUACAAUCACACUCUAUUUGUAAACAGUUAAAAAGCCACUGGCGACUUUUGCAUCUUCAGACACAACAGUUAGAAUCAAGGCAAUGAAAUGAGAGCGUCUUUCAGCACAGUUAAAAAAAUUGGUUUCUUUUUUUAUCCUUGUUUAGUCUUUCAUCCUCCAACUAAACAAGCUUCAGGUAAUAACACCAUUUGUGGCAAAAGAGAAGAUGAUUUUAACACUUUCACAAGAAAAGUAUUUGCAGGAACUUUUAAAACAUUUAAAAUUUAUACAACAAAAUUCUGUAAGCCCAAGUUCUUGGUUACAGUCUGCAUAGUUACUUCAGCUUUAAGGUUAAACACUGAACACAGUCACGAGAGCAGGAAGAAGGGCCACACCAAAGGGGGGGAGGGGAGGAGGAAAGGAACAAGGGGGCCGGCUUUACAAAAAUUGGGGGGAAACUAGAGAUUAAGAGCCAAGCACCCCUCUCCCACCCCACACUAUUAAAAAGACAGCAUUGGAAAGCACAGAAUGUCAAACUCCAGCGAUUUGAAGCAAUUUUUGGCAGAAGAAGGUUUACAGAGCAAGUAGUAAUCAGUGCUAAAAGUUAUUUUCCUAUAAGAAACUACAAGGAGUUUUACGUAGGGACCUUGGUUUUUCCUGAGAGCCAUGCUCUUAGAUUUAGGAGGUGGGAAUAGAAAAAACACAAAUGGAACAUGGCCAAACACUGCUCGUUAUUCCCAGAGAUAGAAAGCAUCUUUUAACAUCCACAAUUUUUUUUUGUUUUAAAAAAAUAUUUAAGUGAUGGUCGAGUAAACAUUGUUUCUCAAAAGAAAAAGAAAAAAAA